CUAAGCUUCCGAGUCCAUUCCUUUGGGUAACAUGGCUAUCGGAGUUGUUGGCAAUGAGGACCCGACCCGAAACUACAACGGAAGGGUAACAGUUUUUGUUCUCCUCUCUUGUCUGGUUGCAGCAUCCGGCGGUUUUCUCUUCGGCUAUGAUCUUGGAAUCUCAGGUGGAGUGACUUCUAUGGACACAUUCCUGAACGAAUUUUUCCCGGACGUGUACAAAAAGAUGAAAGCAGACACUCACACUAGCAACUAUUGCAAGUUCAACAGCCAGCUUCUAACCGCCUUCACUUCUUCUUUAUACAUCGCCGGGCUCGUCGCCUCCUUGUUUGCUUCGUGCGUCACGCGGACGUUCGGGCGGAGGUCGUCGAUGGUCCUCGGCGGUGCCCAUGUUCUUGGCUGGUUCGGUGCCUCGAGCGGCAGCGUCAAUGUCUAUAUGUUAAUCCUUGGCCGGGUCUUGCUUGGUGUCGGCAUCGGAUUCACUAAUCAGGCAAUCCCGUUAUACCUCACAGAAAUGGCACCUCCGCGGCACCGCGGGUCGCUCUACAACUUCUUCGAGCUCUCCCUCAGCCUCGGCAUCCUCGUCGCCAACCUAAUCAACUACGCCGCGCAGAAGCUCCACUCGCCCUCCAACUGGCGAGUCUCCCUCUCCGUCGCCGCCCUCCCCGCCUCCUUCCUCGCCCUCGCCUCCUCCCUCUUCCUCCCUGAAACCCCCUCCUCCCUCCUCCACCGCUCCUCCGACCUCGAUAAAACAUCCCAACUCCUCAAAAAACUGCGAGGCACCGACGACGUCCAGGCUGAGCUCAGCGACCUCGUCUCCGCCUGCUCUGCCUCUAAGGCCACCGCUCACCCCUUCAGAAAAAUGCUAGCCAUAAAGCAUCGGCCUCAGCUCAUCGCCGCCAUCGCCCUCCCUUUCUUUCUACAGGUUACAGGAAUCAAUGCCGUCAACUUCUACGCGCCUGUCGUCUUCAGGACCAUCGGGUUUAAGGAGAGCGCCUCGCUCAUGUCGGCCGUGGUGACCAGGGUCGUUGCUACUGCUUUCAACUGUGUUGCGAUUCUCGCCGUCGAUCGCUGUGGACGGAGGAGACUUUUGCUUGUUGGCGGGAUUCAGAUGCUGGCGAGUCUAUUUCUCGUCGGGGGGAUAUUGGCAUCGCAGCUGGGGGAUCAUGGGUCAAUCAGAAAGGAAUAUGGCUAUAUUAUUUUGGCCAUAGUUUGCGUUUACGUCGCGGGAUUCUCUUUGUCUUGGGGACCAUUGGCGUGGUUGAUCGCCGUUGAGGUUUUGCCGCUGGAGAUUAGGUCGGCAGGGCAGAGUAUCGCGAUGGCGGUUGGGUUUCUGACGACGUUUGUUAUAGCGCAGGGGUUCCUCGGGAUGCUUUGUUGGAUGAAGUGGGGGAUAUUCUUCUUGUUUGGUGGGUGGGUGGUGGUGAUGACGGUGGCUGUUUAUUGGUUUUUGCCGGAGACGAAGAGCGUGCCGUUGGAGAGAAUGGAGGGGGUUUGGAGGGAACACUGGUAUUGGAGGAGAUUUGUUGGUGAUGGAGGAGUGGAGAUAAGAGGGGAUUUGUCGACAAAAGGUUAAUAUUUUCGAUCGACUCUGAGAAUUACAAUCUUGUGUGACGUUUGUUGGAUGUAUAUUAUGAGAUAGAUGUUAGUAUUUGUUUGUUUAAAAAAAAAAACAAGAUAGUCCCACAUUGAAAUUUUGAACAUUCUUUUAGAGGCUUAAAAGCAUUGAAUGCUUAGUGGGCUUUGAAUAA
Asparagus officinalis (garden asparagus) is the source of this 1748-nucleotide messenger RNA. Its product is annotated as hexose carrier protein HEX6-like. NCBI's taxonomy places the organism in Eukaryota, Viridiplantae, Streptophyta, Magnoliopsida, Asparagales, Asparagaceae. The record is from RefSeq and is a predicted model, not a curated record. Gene Ontology annotation, biological process: monosaccharide transmembrane transport. Gene Ontology annotation, cellular component: membrane. The coding region runs from base 32 to 1573 and encodes 513 amino acids. The transcript is spliced from 4 exons. Gene Ontology annotation, molecular function: monosaccharide transmembrane transporter activity.